Henningerozyma blattae CBS 6284 is the source of this 1131-nucleotide messenger RNA. RefSeq names its product DNA repair protein RAD14 (gene RAD14). The transcript has a single exon. Gene Ontology annotation, molecular function: damaged DNA binding. The record is from RefSeq and is a predicted model, not a curated record. Gene Ontology annotation, biological process: nucleotide-excision repair involved in interstrand cross-link repair; UV-damage excision repair; base-excision repair. Bases 1 to 1131 code for a protein of 376 amino acids. NCBI's taxonomy places the organism in Eukaryota, Fungi, Ascomycota, Saccharomycetes, Saccharomycetales, Saccharomycetaceae. Gene Ontology annotation, cellular component: nucleotide-excision repair factor 1 complex.
AUGACUCCAGAACAACAGGCGAAGAUUAAAGCGAAUAGAGAGAGGGCAUUAGCAAGACUAAGACAGCGAGGGUUUCUGGAACCUGCAAAGCCAAGUGAUGUUACAAAUACCUGUGCAAAACAUAGUGAACUAAAUAGUGGUGUUAAUAAUACUAUAAAUGUGAAUAAGAAUGUAGCUACGCCUGCUAUCGAGACCAGAAUUACUUCGGUACGUGAUGCCACUCUACAUGCUCUACCGAGCAUUAACGAUGUAGAGAGCUUGGGAGAUAAAAGAAAAAGAGAUACAAGCUCAACUGGGAAUGCUAAUGUUAAUAUUGACAAUGCUACAGACCACAAGGCAAAACCAUUUAUAAGACCCUCUAUUAGAACAUCUGAUUAUAUUGAAUAUGAUUUCUCAACCAUGAAAAAUUUGAAUGGUGGGUAUAUUAAUCCUGAAGAUAUUCGAUCUGAUUCUACUAUGUACGAUGAAUUUUCAAUGGGCUCUAAGAAACAAAAGACUUUAGAAGAUUGGAAAAAAGAACAAAGGGAACGUAGAGAAUUAUAUGAUAAUAAACCUCCUCCUAUUAAUGUCACUGAUGAUAUGAAAUGUAUAGAGUGUAAGAUUAAUUUGGAGAUGGAUCCCAUAAUAGAUGAUAUAUUUAAAAAAAGAGUGUGCAAGAGUUGUGUUAAACAGAUGCCAGAGAAAUAUUCUCUGUUAACAAAGACGGAGUGUAAAACAGAUUAUUUCUUGACAGAUCCGGAAUUAAAUGAUGUUGAAUUGUUUCAUAGGUUAGAAAAACCAAAUCCUCAUUCUGGUACGUUUGCUAGAAUGCAACUUUUCUUAAGAUUAGAAAUUGAAGAAUUUGCAUUUAAAAAAUGGGGUGGUGAAGAAGGUCUGGAUGAAGAAUGGGCUAGACGUGAAAAAAUGAAGAGUGAUAAAAGAGAAAAGAAAUUUGAAAAAAAGAUUAAAGAAAUGAGAAUGAAGACAAGAGCUCAAGAAUUUACAAGAAGAAUACAGGAGAAAAAAUUUGGUAAGCAACAUGUUCAUAAUUUUUCAGCACCUUUUGAAAUAAAAGAUGAUGAAGAUGGUCAUAAAUUAACAAAAAGAAGAUGUAUGGAUUGUGGGCUAGAAACUGAAGAAUUUCUCUUGUAA